Fragaria vesca subsp. vesca is the source of this 1901-nucleotide messenger RNA. RefSeq lists its product as uncharacterized. Gene Ontology annotation, biological process: proteolysis. NCBI's taxonomy places the organism in Eukaryota, Viridiplantae, Streptophyta, Magnoliopsida, Rosales, Rosaceae. Gene Ontology annotation, molecular function: cysteine-type peptidase activity. The coding region runs from base 898 to 1803 and encodes 301 amino acids. The record is from RefSeq and is a predicted model, not a curated record. The transcript has 6 exons.
UACAAAGAGAAAUAUAUUAAUAUGAAGAGACUGUUGGAAAUUGUGGUCGAAAGGGAGGAGACCGACGACAUAUUCAAAAUAAGCUUUGUAUUGUACGCUCUUAGCACAAUGUUGUGCCCCACAAGCCCCGGCAGGGUUGAUAAGAAGUUCCUAAUUGCAUUGCGUCAUCCAACAUCCAUUAACACAAAGAACUGGGCAUCACUGUGUUGUCGACAUCUAUUGGAUGGGGUGCUGUCGUAUCAGAAAAAUAGGUCUGGUCACAUGAAUGGCUGCAUGGUAUUCCUACAAUUAUUCUACUUUGAUUCACUUAAAUGCAGCACCACAAUUGUUUGUAAAACGUUGCAUCCGGUUGUUGCGUGGACACCAACCAAGUGCAAGAGUAUGAUAGAAUGGAUCAUAGGACAUGGUGGAUUCCACACCUGCUCUGUUGAAGUUUGCAGAACAGGUGAUAUUCCAGAGACACUGAUUCUAUCCACCACGGCUGACCAAACCAGAUCGGAAGACGACUCAAAUGCCAGGUCUAGAAUGGAUGCUGUGAACAAGCAGAUUGAGAGGCUGAGUUAACUUUUGGACAGCAUGGAAGAGAAAUUAGAAAGUACGGGGAGUUUGAUGAUUGACGUGCUAUAAUUGGGGGGUGUAUGAAGAGCAAUAGUGAACACAAUCAAGACUGAAUUUUUAACUGAAGAAAAGGAUACCGAUUGGCUCGAGAAUCGUACAUGUGACCCUAGUAAUGAUCUAACAAACAUUGGUAUGGAUAUCGGGACACUGGAACACCGACACCUUUCGCCAAUUUAUGAAACAACUACACCAUCAACAUAAGGUGACCAACAUUCUCCUGCAACAUCAGAUGAGGGCCCUGUUGCACAAAGGGGAUUAGAUUUCUCGAUAAAAGGAGAAAUGACACUUCCAGACUGGACUUUGUUGAACUUUGUGUUCCGGGAACCUUGCAAAGGAGUGGAUGACUCUAGUUACGUAGUCGCCAGUUUUUGCGACAUUAUCUUGACAAAAUCUGAAAUUGACUAUCUGCGACCUAGUAACAAAAUUUACCCCAAGGUGAUGAACAUCUGGGCGGCUUACUUGUCGGACAAGCACUCAGACUCUUGGUUCCUACCCGCCAGUUUCGGGGAACGAGCUUGUGAUUCAAAACUGACUACACGACGAAAUUGGAUGACAACCAUCAUUGAAGAAUGCGGGUUACACAGGUUUAACAGGCGUUUCAAACAUUGCUCCAAGAUCCUUGUCCCUUUGCUUGAUGUGACAUCGAACCACUGGUUUUUGCUGGUAACGAGACCUGCUGCUAAAGUGGUUGAGAUUUGGGACACCAAACAACAAGAUAUAUCGGCUUCAACCAGAACGUAUUUUGAAAGUAGAAGGCUCAAUAUGGCAAUAUGUGUGAUGAAAUUUCUCCAUAAAGUGUUUUCCAAUGAUAUGACAAGACCGAGGGACACUUGCUACCAUAUUCGGUCAUUCCAGAUAGAUAAUCUCAACGUAAGCAAGAACAACGUUGAUCGCUUUGACAGUGGUGUUUAUGUAAUGAAGCAGAUGCAAGGGUUCGGUGAAGUACCGUCUCAGUUUCAAUCUAUUCACGAGAGGAGUGUGGUGUCCUUGUCAAUUGUGAAGGAUCCCAAGAAUGAAAAGCUGAAGUCAAUGAAAGAAGCAGCAGGUUUAAAGCAAACAGAGCGUUCUAUUCCUACAAAACCGGUCGGCAUUCACACAUAUGAUGAAGCAGACUCAGCUAACUGUGACAAUAUUCCAAAGGGAAGGAAGUCUCGCUCUCACCGUCGGAGAAGGGGUCACAGAUGAUUUUAGGCGGCUCAUCAAUUUACGCAUUCUAGUUUUGUUUUAUUUUCUUAGCUUUUAUGACAGUUGAUCAUGUAUAUAAAGGCUACUAAAUUCUUACU